AGUGAUUGAUGCAGUAUACUGCAAAGCAGAAGAAUAGUCCGUUAUUCAUGCCUGGAACAAGCUGAGAUGGUGUUUGUGUAUGACCAAGCCGAUGGGAAUGGUCGAGGAACAGUGUGGCCAUAGCAAAACAAGUACCCUCACAGACACCAACCAUAUCACACAACAUUUCAAACUUUUUUUGGAGAUUGGUCCUUUCAGACACAUGCAGGGAAGCGGCGGGCUGUGUGUAGACCAGAUAUGGAGCUUGUACUAGGGUCACCUCUAUAUCCUGUAGAACCUGGUCCUCCAAAUCUGAUGUACGCCUCCUUGCACGUUCGUCCGUUCUCAAAAGGACCCAGGAUCACACAAACCCCCAAAAAGGACUUGAAAUGUUGUGUGAGGUAGUUGGAGUAUGUCAGGGUACUUAAAUUGGAGUAUGUCAGGGUACUUGUUUUGAUAUAACCGUGCUGCCUCUCGACUGUCUGCAUCCACUUGGCCGUAUACAAACAUCAUUUCGGCUUGUUCCCGAUGUGAAUACCGCACCAUUCUGCUGUUUACGGUUCGUUGCGUCAGUCAUACACCCUGAAAUACACAAUGAAUACACGGCAGUUGGUCAGAGGAACUGUCAUUCGUCAGCGUCAUCUACUCUGGCAAUGAUACCGUACAUUUCUAGACACAAGUUCAUAGGAUCUUCUCUCCUCCUUUUCCUGUCAGGAAUACGUCCUUGCAGUUUGUCGUUUUUAUUAAUGACGUAACAAGGUUUUUGUGUGUAAAAAUUUCAUCUUAUUUCAGUAUCUAAGUCUUUUACGCAAAGGACUGAGUACUGCUUAGAUGUAGCACACAUAUCAGUCUAGGGAAGUAGGUGCAAAUGUUGUAACGAGGAAAAUUAAUUUGAGCUGCAUGAGAAAUUGCAGGCUGGAAUUUAAUUCAAUGUAAAGUGAAAGUAUAGCUACCUUUUGAUGCAGACCUCCUAACGUAAAUACAAGUGAAUAACUCACCAGCCUUGCCCUAGGAUGUGCUGAAUUACGAAAACCAACAGAAACCAUAGAUUUAGUACCGUUGGUUAUUUCAUUCUUUGACAAAUGACAACUUCUCCGCAGUCUGCUUUUGCCGGCGGGCCGUGACAGGUGCUUAUUAGCAGUUCUCAUUGGGACAGUGCUUGUAACGAGUCAUAUGAGUUAUAAACAUGUACCUAACACCCAGAUCUUCGAAACUUCCACAGUUAUCAUUUUUCAACAGUUUAGAAAAUGCAAUGACAGAAAGACCUCUAAAGGAAGGGCAGCGUGUGGAGGUAACGGGUAAAGAUGUGAAAGGUGUAGUUGCAUACGUCGGAACAACCCUUUUUUCUAGUGGAAAGUGGAUUGGUGUAAUACUGGAUGAACCCAAAGGAAAGAACAAUGGUACUGUGCAAGGAAGAACGUAUUUCCAGUGCAAGGACAACCAUGGCAUGUUUGUGCGGCAGUCGCAGCUUACACUUCUGGAUGAAAGUGGUGCACCUGUCAAAGAUUAUGGGAGUACAUCAAGUACAUCUACUGCAACAACACCAGAUGAUAAUGCAAAGACACGUCCGAGACUCAGCAGUUCUCGCCUGUCCUUGGCGAGUUCUCGCAGUCAGAGUGAAUUUGCUAAAGAAGACUCUCCAUCGAGCUCUGGCAAGGACACAGGGACGCCAUCUGCAUCAGAACCUACUUCAAAGAGGGCAUCAUUUAUUGAGAAACCUACUGCAUCUUCCAAACAGGGCGUCACAAGCCCAGAAUCUGUACCUUUGAAGCAGAGUUCUCAAAGACCUCGAAGCUUGGCAGGGAGUAGCAUUGGGGAGGAUCAAACUGGUUUUGUAGAGACUUUAAAACCGCAAUACACGCCAGGUCCAGCAAUGAUUUCACCUGGGGCAAUGAGCUCAUCCAUUGGAACGGUUGAGGAACGUUUAACAAAUUUGCAACAGCAGCAGGAAAUUGACAAUUUGCAAACAGAAGUACGUGAUCUGCAGGAGAAGCUGGAGACUUUGAAACUUAAACGUCUGCAAGAUGCAGAGAAAUUGAAGGAACAUGAGAAAGUAAAACUUCAGUUAGAGCAAUUACUGGAAUUCAAGGCUCGUAUCAUGGAAUCCCAGGCAAUGCUGCAGAGGGACUUGCAAAGAGCCAAACAGGAAGCUCGAGAAGCUGUUGAGGCCAGAGAAGCUCAUGCAGAAGAGAUGGCUGAUCUUGCUGAAACUGUUGAAAUGGCUACUCUUGACAAAGAGAUGGCUGAGGAAAAGGCUGAAACUCUACAGUUGGAACUGGAACAGGCAAAAGAAAAGAUAGAAGAAAUGACACUGGAUCUGGAAAUACUAAAGGCUGAGAUGUCAGAGAGAUCUGGUGGUGAAGAGGGUGGCAAGUCCUCUUAUGAAGUGAAACAGCUGGAACAGCAGAAUCUGAGGCUUAGGGAAACACUUGUCAGGAUGCGUGAUCUGUCUGCCCAUGAAAAACAUGAAUUUCAAAAGCUGCAGAAAGAAUUUGAGCAAAAGAAAUCGGAAGUCGCAGAAUUAGCUCGUACCAAAGAAAAAUUGAGUUCCAGAAUAGAAGAAAUGGAAAAUCAAGUUGCAGAUCUUCAAGAGCAGGUGGAUGCAGCACUGGGGGCAGAGGAAAUGGUGCAACAGCUUGUAGAUGCAAAGAUGAAUCUUGAAGAAAAGGUAAAGGAACUACAGGAAGCAGUUGCUGACUUGGAAGAGUUACAGGACAUGAAUGAGCAGUUGCAAGAAAACAGCAGGGAAGUGGAAGUAGAACUGAGAGAAGAACUGGACUUAGCUCGUGCUGCAACUCGAGAGGCCAUUCGAGAAAAAGAGGCUGCAUUUGAAACAAUUGCUGAUCGUGAACAAACAAUAAUUAAAUUCAGGGAACUUGUAAAACGACAGCAUGAACAGUGCGUGGAAUUACAACAAAGACUGGAACGUGAAUCCAGCAAACCUGUAACAGCAAUGCCUGAAAUUCUUGACUUUAAGAAAAUGUUUACAGAGACAAAAGCUCAUACGAAAGCAAUUGAUCUGGAACUUCGUCAGAUGGAUGUUCAACAGUCAAGUCAGCAUGUCAAAUAUCUCGCUGCAUACAUGCCCGAUACAUUCAUGAAUCGAGGAGGUGAUCAUGAUGCAGUUUUAGUGCUACUGCUUGUCCCACGUAUGCUUUGGAAGGCAGAUAUAUUACUAUCUCAAGUUCGUGACAAAUUUCCAAAUGUGGAAAAGAUUGAUCGAGCAGCUAUCCUAAAAGGUCACACUGUUGAACAGUUUUCCUUCAAAUCAAGAUUCAGCCACUUCGUGCAUUCACUCCAGAUGAUACUUCAUCAGUUCACAUACAGUCUCAAUGCUUGCUCUCCAGAAACAUUCCUGAAAGUAGGAACAGCAUAUCCUGAAAUGGCUGCACAAGAAAAAGCUGUAGAUGCAUUUGUUGAUCUCUUACGUCGAGAUCAGUUAGAUGAAAAUGUCAUGCUUGACGCUCUUGAGAAAUGUGUAACAUUCUUCAGCACAAUGUUCCCUGUGCUCUUGGGGGAUGAGAUGAAAAGUAACCAGACAAAUCUCCUAGCCGAUGCUGGCAAAGCCUUAUCAAGUGCCUGUGAUGCAAUUCUGACAGAUGCCACUUCAAUAAAAACUCUUAUGGAGAGUGGACAAGAAACAGGAGAAAUGAAUCUUCUGUUGCAACACCUGAGUUCAACAUCUGAGAAUGUGCUGCAACUUUUGAAACAGAUUAGACGACGCUUACCACAGGAUCAUGCUUUGUCAAAACUAGGCUUCUCAGAUGAAAUUGCUGUUACUCUCAUGCACUGUUGUCAGCACGCAACACGUAUCUGCAAGGUUUUGCAGCAGGUGCUGAAGGGUGCAAUUCAGCAAAUAGCCAUCAGUGGAGAACCUGAUUUUGGUGUCCCACACGAAAAAAUAAGAGAAUUUGCAUAUGUUGCAAUUGAUUCCGUUUAUGAAGAUGAUCGGGGGCCAAUUGAGAGUAUGAAGGCAUCUAUGGGACUAAUAUCAGGAGAAGUAGCAAAACUGAAUAAGGUUCUGCAGGACAAUGAGUAUGAGCUUGCAGUAAGUUCUGGGGCAGAAGAAAAGCCUGUCCCACCUAUUGUACUGAGGGCACAAGCAAUAAAAAAAGAACUGGAGGAAACUAAAAAUCUAAAGCAUAAACUAGAGGCUAGAGAUGCAGAUAUAAAAGAACUGAAGAAAGCACUAAAACUGAAACAAGAGGAAUUUAGUGAAAUGAGUGUUCGAAAAGAAUUUGCAGAGAAGAAAUUAGGAAAUUCUUCCAAAGAAUAUGAAAUGACAAUUGAAAAGCUGCAGAGAAAAUUAGAUGAUUUUCAACAACUUCUGAAACGAAAGGAGAAGGAACAUGAAGCAUCAAUGGACCAUUUACAAGCAGAUAUAGAUUCACUAGAGACUGAACGGCGUGAGUUAAAAGACAAAUUGAAGAGCUUGAACAAGAAAGCUAUUAAUGAGGGAUUUCCAAGGAAAACAGCAGUUGCAACUCAGGAACACUCACUCAUGGGUCCUAUUAGCAUCAUAUCAAGUGCUGGAGCUGGUGGAAACGAGUUACUUCUUCAGGAACAGAUUCAGAGUCUUCGCCGUGCCCUGUCAGUUGCCUUAGAAGAGAAGUGGAAGCUAGAAGCAGCCAUCAAAUAUAAGCGCUUUUUGGACAUGAAGCCUCUCAAGGUGCCUAAGAGGGUAACAACAGCUAGUCUUAUGGAGAAGGUGAGGGAGAAAGAAGCAGAUAAUUGGUCACUGAAGACAGCUGAAUCAAUACUUAAAAAGGCAGUUGAGCUGCAAAAGGAGAUAUAUACUGCUUUAGCAACACCAAAAGUAGUGGAUAUCAGUAAAAGAUUUCCAGGCAGCAAAGAGUGGUUGGAUCAUAAUGCUCCUGCUAAACAUUUGGCAAAUGAAGCUGCCCGUUUGAAACAUCUUCGUGAAAAAGUCGCACAGUUGGAGUCUGAAGCUGCAAAGUUCCUUGUGAAGCGUAAGACAGGUGGCAAAAUAGAAGCAGAUUUCGCGGUGUUUCCAACAGUUGAAAUGAAGAAAGCUCUCGAGGAGACGCGGCCAGUAGUAAUCGGAAAACUGAAACUACCCAGAGACAAACAGCUUGAUAAAGAUGUCCCAGAUAAGAUCUCACUUUUCUUAAGUGAUGAUCAAUUGAAGCUUCUGCACAAGAAGUUGCUAAUUCCAUUAGGUGUUUGUUAGCGCACUAAGCACAAAGUACUUACAUGGAAGUAAACUGAGCUUUAUUGCUUUCUGUAAAUAAGAUUUUUAAAUUGAUUGUGGCCUCUAUCAAUUUAAUAACUUAACUUAUUUAUUUAAACUAGCAUUUAUUGCAAAAGUUCAACAAGUGGAAGUAUAAAGUAUGAAACUUUAUUGAAAAUAGAUUAAUCUAUUAAAGUGAGUUGUGACAAGGAUACCAGAAAACUCAGGAGUACUGCAUUUCAGUAGUAGAAUGAGAGAACAUGUUGUGGGAAGUUGGCAGGUGGAAAGGUUGUAGUGGGAGAACAGGUCAGCUAGAAUACAUAUUUAACACUGUUGCCUGUGAUACAGUAUCUUUCUACUUUGUGUUUCAAUGACUACAACUUUUUUCUUCUCUUUGUGAAACUGUUCAGAAUGGUUUUAAAAAAUAUGGAGUCCAGAAAGCAAUAACAGCACUAUGAGGAGGACAUUGCUGCUCACCAUAUGGAGGAGCUGUUGAGGCGCGUAUGGACAUCAUGAAAAAUCCUGUUAAUAUUUAAGCUUUUGGAGUGAAAAGUCCUUCGUCUGAAAAAGGACACACACAUGGCCACAACUCACACACACAUGGCCACUGUGUGUGUGUGUGUGUGUGUGUGUGUGUGUGUGUGUGUGUGUGUGUGUGUGUGUGUGUCCUAUUUUGGAAGACUUACUUCUUUGUUUGAAAGCUUAGAUACUUAGCAGUCUCUUUCAUUGUGCCUGUCUGUGAUUGAAUGAUUCCUCUAUAUGGUGAGUAGUAAUCUGUCCUUUACGUAUUGUUGUUCCGAGUGGUUUCAUUUACUUAACUCCUUAUAUUCCUAUUUUCCUUGUGGAAACUCAGGAUUGUGUAUUUUUAACUGUAGUUUUUUAACAUUAUUUGGAUGUGACACAUUAAUUUUUGUCUGUUGUUUUUAUAAGUGAAAUCAAAUGUUUGAAGAUUAUGUAGUAGUGUACAAAGAAUUAAUUGGAGAUAUUUUCAUUCAGGGCUGAGGAUGGGAAGAGAAUUUCAGGAAUUGAUUCCACUUAGCAAUUACUGUGAUGGUAAAGAUUAUAGUACAUAGCAAAAAGUUAAUUUUAUUACAUCUUUUGUUUGCUUACUAUGCUACACAUUUUAUAAAGAUCAUUACCUCUGCUCUUAUCUGAAGUCUUUCACAGGCAUAAAAAUUAGUAAAAUAUUUUUACAAAUUUGUAUUGCUCAUUGUUUCAUUGAGCUGCAGACUAUGAAUAUUUAUGGUUUCAGAAUUUAAGAACGGAAUACCUAAUCUUCUGUGUCAAAAUCUAUAUAUGAAUAUUUUUAAAGAUGUCUUUAUAAUAUAGUGUUUUUCACCAAGGGAAGCACAUUGGAGGAAAACUGCAAAAAAAAAAACACACUGAUCAACAGAAGUGUAAAUAUUUUCAACUGUUUUCCACUUUUAUAGAGAAAUUUUGAGAAGUGAAACAUGUCAGUAUUGAGCAAUAUUAAUAUUUCACAUUUAAUCAAACAAUGGAAAAUCCAGGAUGGAUUUCACAUUUAAUGUAUAUUUCAGUAGUUGACUUGCUUUUUCAGGAGGAGUGGAGGGAGGUAUCUGUCUUUGAGAAAUUAAUUUGGUUUGUUUUUGUCAGACAUGAAGUACUUCUGGUUCCUCAUGAAAAACAGAGGUCAGACUAUGAAGAAUUUGUGUGUGAUCAUAACUAGAAACUUACAAUUUCUAAACAGUUGCAUUUAAGAUGCAACAGGUGAUAUUAUUAUUAACAACUCUGUUCAUGUACAUAUUUGUGAAUAAUUCAGAUACCUGUUUCAUGCUAAAAACUGAUAAGUCAUGAAGGAAAGACUAGUGAAAUAAAUAAAGGGCUAAAUGCAAAUUGGGAAAUAGGUUUAAUAAUUUUUUUCUGGUGUAGAACAAUCUCUACAGUGCAGGUAUAGAAUUUGGUAUUUGUCAACACUAGAUUUUUGUGAAACGCAUGUAAGAGGAGAAGUAGCAUUUUUGGGUACUUAAGUUAAUGCCAGUAGAAAGAAAAUUGUAAAUGAUAUUUGAGCAACAUUGGUGGUACACAGUUGUUUGCAGACCAUCAUCAAUAUACUAUAGCUCACAGUAAGUUUUUGCUUAGAAAUGUGAUAUUUGGUGCUUCAGAGGCUAAUACAAAGUAGAACCAGUCAGUCAGUAUUCUUACUUGUUCUCUUUUCUCUCAUAUUUUCAUUUUGUCACACUGCUCAUAUUGUAUCUCAAAUAAUUCCAGAAUGGAAUGCAGUUCUUCCAGGUGGAGGUGAGCUUCUGCAAUGUUCACCACAUGCUUACACACAAUAAUAUUGACAUCUUAACUUGCUGCAUGAGAUAAAUAAGAUGGCUAUUUGUAACAGUCUUUUGCAGGAAACAGGCCACAUAAUUUUACAUGUAGUUUCCUUGGUUGUGGAAGUUACUUGAUGGGCACUGUGUGACAGUGAUAAAUUGUAACUUGGGAAACUGGUCACAUGAGUGCUCUAUGAGUAACAUAGGAGGCUCACUGAAACUGUACCAAGAAGAAUCAGUUUACUAGAUUUCAUAAUUAUACAAAACACUGAUUGUUUAAGGUAUAGGUUGGACAGAAAAGAAAACUCUUCUGGUAUGUGAUAACAUGUGUUUCUGUUAUAUUUUUAUAUUCUGCAGUAUUGCUUGUAUAAUAGAAGAUUUUAUAUAAAAAAAAUGUGGUUGGUAACAGAGAAUUUAUUUAAAACUUUUGUGCCUACCACUAAGAUUUAAAGUUCCCUCUUAUAAAAUUUUGAUUAUUCCCAGCUUUGGGAAAAAUGGUUAUUUGUUGAACAAUAAUUCACCUCUUUCUUCAGUCAUAUGGAACUGAUAGAGCUGUUGUAAAUUCUGUAAAAUAAGAAAAGGUGCCUCAGACUGUUAAAUGUAUACAUAUGCUUAUAUGAUUUUUCCCACAGUAUUAAUACAGUCAAAUAAAUAUAUGCUUGACUAA
Messenger RNA from Schistocerca gregaria, 8116 nucleotides. RefSeq names its product dynactin subunit 1 (gene DCTN1-p150). The coding region runs from base 1166 to 5170 and encodes 1334 amino acids. The record is from RefSeq and is a predicted model, not a curated record. NCBI's taxonomy places the organism in Eukaryota, Metazoa, Arthropoda, Insecta, Orthoptera, Acrididae. The transcript has 25 exons.